GCGUUCGGGCCAGCUUAUGUGCACCUCAACUAACCGUUAAGGAUUGAAAAGCGGAGCCUCGAGAGAGAGUAAUUUUGCGAUCGAAACUGCGGCGAAAAUGUUGAUGCAGAGAUUGGUAUGUUUAGCUCUGGUUAUACUUGGAAGGGUGGUUGCAGCUGAUUGCUUCACUGCGGAGGGGGGCGGCGACCGCGGCGGAGGUCGGCGGCCGCAUCGAAUUCUGUUGGAUACGGACGUGGAUACCGACGAUUUGUUCGCUCUCUUGUAUCUAUUGAAGCUUAACCGUUCAGAAUUCGAUUUGCAGGCUGUAACUAUUAACACAAACGCAUGGACAGAUGCUGGGCAUGCUGUGAAUCAAAUUUACGACAUUCUUUACAUGAUGGGCCGCAACGACAUCCCCGUCGGGGUGGGAGGUGAGGGUGGAAUACUUGAAGAUGGCACCGUACUUCCAGAUGUUGGUGGAUAUCUCCCUAUAAUUGAACAGGGGAUUGGUACAGCUGGAUACUGUAGAUAUAGACAAGCCAUUCCUGUUGGCCAAGGAGGAAGAUUAGACAUUGAUUCCAACUUUGGAUUUAGAAAGAGCUUCCUUCCCCAGGGGAACAGGAAAUACUCUCCGCUUCGCCAACCGACUGCUCAACAAGUGAUGAUAGACAAAGUAUCCGGCGGUCCCAUUACUGUUUUCCUGAUUGGAGCGCAUACGAAUUUCGCGAUCUUUCUCAUGGAAAACCCACAUCUCAAGAAAAACAUUGAGCGCAUUUACGUAAUGGGGGGUGGUGUGAGGUCAACAAAUCCGACCGGUUGCUGCCCGAGAAAUGGCACUUCCUCUUGCCAGCCUCAACAGUGUGGCGACCGUGGUAAUUUGUUCACGGGCUACACUAGCAACCCUUUUGCCGAGUUCAAUGUGUUUGGAGAUCCUUUUGCUGCAUACCAGGUAAUCCAUUCUGGAAUUCCAGUUACACUUGUUCCGCUGGAUGCAACAAACACCAUUCCCAUUAGUGAAAACUUCUUCAACGCGUUUGAGCAGAAUCAACAUACCUAUGAGGCACAAUACUGCUUCAAGUCCUUAAAAAUGGCUCGUGAUACUUGGUUCGAUGACCAGUUUUACACGAGUUAUUUCUUGUGGGAUUCGUUUACAUCGGGUGUAGCUACUUCAAUCAUGCAUAAAUCGCGUGACCCUAAUGGGGAAAAUGAUUUUGCUGAAAUGGAGUUUAUGAAUAUUACUGUUAUUACUUCAAACAAACCAUAUGGCGUAUCCGAUGCAUCAAAUCCAUUUUUCGAUGGCCUGAAGAUUCCGAAGUUCAAUUUGAAGAAAGGUGGAGUUCACAGUGGCCAUGUUCAAACUCGACUCAGAGACCCAUUUUGCCUUGUAAAGGAUGGGAAAGGGAGAUGCCAGGAUGGCUAUACUAUGGAAGUAUCUGGUCCAGAAGCAGUGUCAGUGCUUGUUGCAACAAAAGCAAAACCAAAUCGCGACAGUAACAGCUCCCUAAAUAGGGAAUUUUUCAUAAGUUUCUUGGAUGUUCUGAACCUCCCUCAACAUUCCGGAAGAUUCAAUUUCACAACACAAUUUCCUUACUAUAAAGAAGUUCUUUACAAACCAGAUUUUCAAGGGAAGAAACUCGGGAAAAAUGUCGUGUUUGACAUGGACAUGAGUGCAGGCGAUUUUCUGGCUCUUUUUUAUCUCCUUAAAUUACCUGUGGAAGUCAUCAACCUCAAGGCAAUAUUAGUGACUCCAACUGGGUGGGCAAAUGCAGCAACAAUAGAUAUCAUCUAUGAUUUGCUGCAUAUGAUGGGUCGCGACGACAUUCCUGUUGGUCUAGGAGAUGUAUUUGCAACAAACCAGUCUGAUCCUGGAGACUGCAAGUAUGUGAAGGCUAUUCCACAUGGUAGUGGUGGACUCCUGGACUCCGAUACUCUCUAUGGAUUAGCUCGUGAUUUACCACGAAGCCCGAGGAGGUAUACUGCAGAGAACUCUGCAAAAUUCAGAGCUCCUCGCGACACUGAUCACCCUGAACUGAGGCAACCGCUAGCACUUGAAGUUUGGGAGUCCUUGUUGAAAUCCCUCGAUUCAGGAUCUAAGAUUACGAUACUAACCAAUGGUCCCUUGACUAAUUUAGCAAACAUAAUUCUUUCAGACAAAAACACAAGUUCUCUGAUUCAGGAUGUGUAUAUAGUCGGAGGAAACAUCAACUAUAAUAACGCAGAGAAAGGAAACGUUUUUACUAUUCCUUCAAACGAAUAUGCAGAAUUCAAUAUGUUUCUUGACCCUUUGGCUGCAAAGACGGUAUUCCAUUCUGGGCUCAAUGUUACCCUAAUCCCACUUGGAAUUCAGCGUAAAGUUAGUGCAUUUCCUAAGAUUUUAGAAAGGCUGCAUGUGACGAAGAGGACGCCCGAAGCAAUUUUUGCAAGGCGGUUGAUAUCAAGGCUGCACCGGUUGCAACUAGAGCAUCAUAGAUAUCAGCAUAUGGUAUGGCACGCAACUGUCGUUGACACAUUUCUGGGGGAAAUUCUCGGUGCCGUAACCUUGGGUGCCGAUCAUUCUACAACCAACUCUGCGUUUCAAGUCAAAUCCAUAAGAGUAGUCUCAACCGGUGUCGAAUCUGUAGAUGGACAAAUGAAAAUCGACGAAAAGGACGGAAAAUCAGUAAAGAUACUGGAAAAGGUGGAUGAUACGGCAUACUACGGUGCUUUCGCGAAUCGACUUGGCGACCAGCAACAGUCUGCUGUGGUUGGAAGUUUCCAACAGCAAAGAAGAACUUGGAGUAGGCCACCAAAAUAAAAUCCUCAUCAGCAAAAAGAAACACACACUCUCUUUUUCUUCCUCCUCCUGAUUGUUACACAGCAGUUUUCAUUAGUAUUCAUACAUGGGUUUGGCUAGAAAAUGCUACUAACCCGCGAUAUAGUCACAAUUUGGGAGCUCCCACAAUUUCUUGUAAUUACCUCAUUAAAGCAAUACAAAGAGAUUGAAAGCAACA
Rhododendron vialii is the source of this 2969-nucleotide messenger RNA. Its product is annotated as nucleoside hydrolase 3-like. NCBI's taxonomy places the organism in Eukaryota, Viridiplantae, Streptophyta, Magnoliopsida, Ericales, Ericaceae. The coding region runs from base 98 to 2773 and encodes 891 amino acids. The transcript has 12 exons. The record is from RefSeq and is a predicted model, not a curated record. Gene Ontology annotation, molecular function: hydrolase activity, hydrolyzing N-glycosyl compounds.